GAGGUUCCAGCCUCCCUCCCUGCCCGGUGCAGCCCGGGCCACCCGCGGAACCCCGAGGUCCGCUGCGCCCCGCCGGGUGGGCCUCCCGCGCCUGGGGCGCGUCCUCCCGAGGGCCCCGGGGUGGCCGAGCGCGCCGCCGGGCGCGGUCACAGCUGCGGGGAGCGCGCGUCCACGCGAGGCGCGGUCAUAGCUGCGGGAGCCGGGCGCGGCCCGGAGCGCGGGCCCGAGGCGGCCCCAGGGAGGGAGGCGCGACACCGCGGGCACGCGGCUCUGGGGGCGCGCAGCAGGAGUCGCCCGGUUGUCGGCCUUGGGGGCGCGCCGCGGGGUCGUCUGGGAGGCGGUGUCGGGCGCGAGCCGCGCCCCGCGGAGGCUGCCGGGAGUUGUAGUUCGCGCGGGCGGGCGCGCUCGGCCCUGUUGGCUGCGGAUGCCUUUGUCGCCUGCCCGGCGCCCGCGUGAGGGCCGCUCGGGCCGGGAGUCCGCGGGGCUGCGCGCGCGUCCUGAGUCCGAGCGGCCGGGCGGGCAGCGGGGCGGCCUGGGUGGGGGGCCCCGGGCACCCGCGAGGGUCGCGCGGCGGGUCCUGGGGGCCCGCGCUGGGCCCUUCCCCCCGCGCGCCGCUGGAGGAGUCGCCAUGGAGCCCGGGGGCGGCGGUGAGGACCCCGCGGGCCGGCGGUCUCGGGGAGGGGGCUCCCCGCGCCCCUGGGGCAGAGCCCGGCCCUGCGCGGCUGCGGGCCCGCGGGGCCACGUGCGCCCGCCCGCCCGACGAGCCCGCCCCUGGCGUCCGCGGUGACGCCCGUUUGGCCUCGCAGCACCGGGCAGAUGGGAAGUGAGGGCGCGGAACGUCCCGGCCUGGUCAGACUCCCGGCUGGACCGCAGGACCUCCCACUUUUCCCGGAAGCCAGAUCGAGGCUGAAAAGCCAGCUUGCUCAGGGAACGUGACUGCCUUGGUCCUGGAUGCGCCGGGAGCGGGGUGGAGCAGGGCGCAGCGCCGGGCGAGGCGCGGGCCCCGGAGCCUGCUGGCGGCGUCUGGACCGUCGCUCAGCACAUGGGCGGUGGACAUGGGUGUCUUAUUUAUUCUACGUGUGCAGGUUCACGUGGGGUUUAAAAGCGGAGGAGGAUGGAGGGAUCCCGAGGCGGCCGCGGGCACGGCUGUCCCGAUUCUGGAAUGUUGUGGGGUUGUCUCUUGGUUCUCUGUGGGGACUUGUGUGACCGUCUCGGCUCCUCUCUCCACUUCCAGGGCCGCCCGCUGAGGACGCAGACCUGCCCCAGGCUGGGACUCCCGGCGAGGACGGCGUGGCCGCCGGGCCUCUGGGCCCCGGGCCCCGGGUGGGUUUGCUCUUCCGCUUUUUUUUUUUUCUGUUUCAGUGCAUGGGUGUAUUUUCUUCCCGUGUUUUGGAACUGCUCAGCUCUGAUCCCUGGAAGACAGGGUUCACCCCGAUAAACUGGUGAAUGAUGAACCUCGGGGUGUGCUCCCCACCUGGCGGAGCUCUCCCUCGGGGCGCUGCUGCCUCUCCCCCCUCCAGCGCUCGAUGGAUGUGCACCGCCUGUUCCGUACUGGGACUGCCCUUGUGUGAGAAGCCGAGGAAUAAAGCCCGGGGCCCCUGCCUCGUGGAGUUUACUGAGGAAAUAAGCUAUGGAUGGGUAAAAUAAACCACGGGAAGAAAUGCAUUUUUGAACUGCAGAAAUGACUGGUACAGACAAGUCUUAAAAGGAAUCGUUGAUGAUCAGGGACAUGGCCGAGACCCUCGCCCCGUGGGAGCAGCUGAGCCCUCCCCAGGGGGAUCUGCCCAGGAAGCUUCGGAGUCUGGUCCUGCUGGGGCUUCCAAUUGCCAAGCCUGAUGUAAUAUCUCAGUUGGAGCGAGGGGAGGAGCUGGAGAGAGAUGUCCCCAGAGCAAGCAGUCCAGACUGGGAGACAAGGCAAGAAAGCAAAGAGCUAACUCCAGAGCAGGACAUUUCUGAAGAGGAAUCAGCCCCUGGGGUGUUUAUAGAAAGAUUUCCAAAGGAAGGUUCCAGUGAAUGUGAGGAUUCUUUAGAGAGUCAGUGGGAAAAUCAUGAGAAAAAUUUAAGACAAGUGGCUGUCACUCAGAAGAAAUCUUCUGGGGAGAGAAGCUACCAGUGUGAUGAAUUUGGAAGAAAUUUUAGUCGAAGGUCAUUAUUUGUUCAACAACGGGAGAGACUAUAUGAUUGUGAUUCACUUGAAAAGAACUUAAAACAAAAUUCGGAUCUAAUUAGGCAUGAGAGAAUUUAUGCAGGAAAGAAACCUUGGAAGUGUGAUGAGUGUGGGAAAGCUUUCAGUUACUACUCAGCUUUUGUCCUGCACCAGAGAAUUCACACAGGAGAAAAACCUUACGAAUGUAAUGAAUGUGGGAAAGCUUUUAGCCAGAGCAUACACCUGACUCUGCACCAGAGGAUUCAUACUGGAGAGAAACCCUAUGGAUGCCAUGAAUGUGGGAAAGCUUUCAGUCACCGUUCCGCCCUUAUUCGGCAUCAUAUAAUUCACACUGGAGAGAAACCCUAUGAAUGCAAUGAAUGUGGGAAGGCCUUUAAUCAGAGCUCAUACCUGACGCAACAUCAGCGAAUUCAUACUGGAGAGAAACCUUACGAAUGUAACGAAUGUGGGAAGGCCUUCAGCCAAAGCACAUUUCUUACCCAGCAUCAGGUCAUUCAUACUGGAGAGAAACCUUAUAGGUGUAACGAAUGUGGGAAAGCCUUUAGUGAUCGUUCAGGCCUCAUUCAGCACCAGAGAACUCACACUGGGGAGAGGCCAUAUGAAUGUAAUGAGUGUGGGAAAGCCUUUGGUUACUGUUCGGCUCUGACUCAGCACCAGAGAACUCAUACUGGUGAGAAACCCUAUAAAUGCAGUGAUUGUGCCAAAGCCUUCAGUGACCGCUCAGCCCUUAUUCGUCAUCAGAGAACACACACUGGAGAGAAACCUUACAAGUGUAAGGAUUGUGGAAAAGCUUUCAGCCAGAGCUCAUCUCUCACAAAACAUCAGAAAACUCACACUGGAGAAAAACCCUAUAAGUGCAAGGAAUGUGGGAAAGCCUUCAGCCAGAGUUCAUCCCUUUCCCAACAUCAGAAAACUCAUGCUGGAGGGAAAACCAAGGAAUAUGGAAAAGCCUUUAGUGAGCAUUCAGCCGUGGGCCAACAAAAGAGAAUUCAUACUGGAUAAAUACCAUGUAAAUGUAGUACAAUCGGAACAUAUUUAUUGAGCAUUUACUGUAAAUGCUCUGAGGGCUACAAAGAAACGUAGAACUGUGUUCCAAAAAAAUGUAUUUCUUGAGACAUCCUUAUUGAUUUGGGACAUAGCUUGCUUAGAAUGUGUAAAAGAAGUUUUACAAAUUUUACACAUGUCCUAAUGGAGGACAUUUUGAAUUUCCCUGGGAAAAAAAGGAAAAUUAUUUCUGACGAUCUAAUCUGUAUUUAAGCUACCAAAUCCUCGAGAGAGAAAUAGAGUGUGUUGGAAAGAGGACAUCUUAAGUGGGCCAGAUAUUCUCAUAAUACUACAGAGAUAAAGUUUUAAAGAGAUAAGUAGUUCUUUUAGAGAUAUCGCAGGGAUAGAAAUAAGAGAUUGAGAGUUCACAAUGAGUUUGUCCAGUGUCGGGAGUGGUGGUGGAAAGGAAGUUACCCUUUAGUCUUAAGUUUUAAGGACACGAGGUAGUAGAUGGAAAGGAUAGUGAAAGAGAAUGGGGGGAGCGAGCCCUCCAAAAAUGUUGAUUGUCAUAACUAUUCAACUGAGUACUCACAACCAAGGAAAAUAUUAGUUGAACUUGUUACUGGGCAGAGCUGGUCCCUCGCAAAGUUUCCGUUUAGAGAGCUUUACCCUGAAGCCAAGGUGGUCCACGUCUCCACUUUUUGUGUUUUAGACCUUGCUUAUUGAGGCAUGUAGCCACCUCAGAAUCUCUUACAGCUCCAGGGGUCAAGACCUAAAGCCUAGAAAGAGAAAAUACAGAAGGGACCUUUGCUGUUUUAAAUCUGUUUUAAGCUAUCCAAUUCACUUGUGAAGGUGCUUAUUUGUAACUAUUUACCUCAGUGGUAUGUAGUGUGUAUCACAGAAGUUUUCAUACCAUGGUGGAAUCUAGUUGUAGACUUGAACUGACACCGCAUAUUAGAAUGUGAAAAACUUGAAAAGAUGUUGAAAUUCUUGCCUUUCAUUAUUUUACUCUUGGGUAGAAGCACAUCAUAUCUUUGCAUAUAUAUAAGUGUGUAUAUGUAUAUAUUUAUUGAAACUUUGAAGAUUAAUAUUGGAAACUUUUUGAGUGCAGUGUUUUUUAGUUUUCAGAAGUUUGACUUCAAUGUGCCUUGGCAUGGAUUUCUUUUAGUUUACUCUGGAGUUUGCUCAGCUUCUUGAACCUGUAGGUUUAUAUCUCUUGCCAUAUUUGGGAAAUUUGUAGCCAUCAUUUCUUUGACUACGUUCUCAGUGCCCUCCCCACACCCUUCUCCCCUCUGCCUCUUUCCUUCUGGGACUCUGAUGAUGCAAAUGUUAGAUCUUUGGUUACAGUCCCACAGGUUCCAAAGGCUUUGUUCAUUUUUUUCCAGUCUGCUUUUUUUCUGUUGUCAGGAAUGGGCAGUUUCUGUUUUUGCUGUCUUCAAGUUCAUGGAUUCUUUCCUCUGUGCCCUCGUGCUGCUGUUGAACCCAGCAUUGAGUUUUGAUUUACUGAGUAAAUGCCCAAGAAAUAUUUUAUUUUUGUUAUUGUAUUUUUCGGUCCUGAUGAUUCUUUAUAUUAUUUCUUUGCUGAGGCUUUAUUUUUUUUCAUUUGUGAGAAAUGUGCUUAUAAUUGCUCAUUGAGGCAUUUUUGUGGUGGUGCUUUAGUGUCCUGGCUGCCAAAGCAAAUACCGUGCAUUGGAUUGGCUUAAACAGUGGGAAUUUAUGGGCUCACAGUUUUGAGGCUGGAGAAGUUCAAAGUCAAGGCGUCAUCCAAACAGUGUUUUCCCCCAGAAGACGGGUGUUCUGGGGCUGGCUGCUGGCGAGCCUUUGUCCGUGGCUUUUCUGUCACACGGCUGUGCACAUGGCGGCCGCUCCCGGCUCGUCCUUCCUCUUCCAGGUUCCAUUGAUUUUCAGCUUCUGGCUGCUCUCUCUGGCUACCUCUCUCUCUCUCUCUCUCUCACUCUCUGUCUCUCACCCCCCCCAAGGCCUUCAAUAAUAGGACCAAGACCUGAUUCAGGUGAGCCACACCUUAACUGAAGUAACCUCAAAAAUCCUAUUUCUAAGAGUUCACACCCACAGCAAUGGAUUAAGUUUAAGAACAUGCUUUUCUUGGGUACAUAGCUCGAAACCACCGGAGAUGACUAUUUUGAAAUCCUUGUCAGGUAAUUCUAACACCUGUCAUCUUAGUGUUGGCAUCUGUGGAUUGCCUUCUCAUUCAAGUAGAGAUUUUCCUGAUUCUUGACAUUAUGAAUAAUUUUCAGUUGGAACCUGAUAAAACACUGGAUCCUAUUUGAAUCUUCUGUUUUAGUAGGCUUCCCCUGACACUGCUGUAGCAGGGUGGGGUGAUGGUACCACCUCAUUACUUUCAGGUGGCCUUGGAACUCCAGCUUUGCCAUGGGGCCUCUAUCAACAUCUGGGCUGUAGUGGGGUUCCCUGAUACUAAGCAGGGGUGUUUUGUUGUUGCUCCUUCAGUGGCCUCAUUACUGCCAGGCAGUGGUGAAGUCUCCUCUUCUCUAGGCCUCCACUGGCCUCACACCAGGGGAGGGGGGUGCAUUUUGUCAUCUCUGGUGGGGUUGGAAGUCCAGUCUCCCCAUGUGCUCUAACUCAAACUGAGGGUUGGGAGAAGGCUCGGUUUUCUAACUGCCUGGCAGAGACGAAAAUCUUCUCCCCAUUUAACCUUCUCUGACACCACCCCCAGUGGGGAGAUGGCCAGGGCCUUGUUCCGGCCUGGUGAGGAUGGAAAUCCAGGCUUCCCGCUCAGUUUUUGUUGGUGGGGGUAGAGCUGCAGUUUUUUUCUAAUGUCUUUGGCUGGAGUAGGGCAAUGGUUGUCUGAAAGUUUUCUGUCUUGCUAGGCUGCCCCUCUCCUGGCCUUCUCUAGAGACAGCAAGCUUGCCUUGGGCCUUUUUUUGGUCCAUGCCUGUGCAUGUUUCUGUGUUGCUGGCUUCUUCAGCUCUUCUUCAGUCUGGGAUAUCUGAGGCAAAAAGAAAACCCAAGGAACUCACAUUCCAAGUCUCUAGCUGGCCUGCCCUCUCUCCACCUUUCAGAGUCUUGUGCUUGUUUUCUAUAUAAUGUCCAGGGUUUUUAGCUGUACUUAGCAGGAGAACGGAGAAGAGUAUUUCAUCUUUUUGGCAAUAUCCUUGCAUUUGAAACCAAAAGGACACAUCAAGGUGUGUCAGUUCCAGCCCAGGAGUUUGCGUCAUCCAUAGUUCCUUUGUAGCCAGUUAGAACUAAGCAUCGAGAGGUGUGUCCGCUGGCCCCAGAGGUGAGCUGCUGGGUGGGCAGGUGGAAACCACCAGGCCGCGGGCUUCGCGUGACUGUGAAGGAACCAACGUUUUAAGUUGGGGAAACACCAGUAUUUAGUUGUAGAUUACAGAUUUGAAAAUGGAAGAUAGAUUUGACUGAGAAUAUUAACUAUAAGGAUAAAAUUAUUUCUUUGUAUCUUUGUUUCAAGAGUGUGUGAGAACCACUGGAGAAGCGGAUUCAGAAUUUUGCUUUAUUCAUUAAGUACUAUCUAUAUGGAUAGGUGUUCAUUUUAAUUUGAUCUAUAACACACAAUACCAUAGAGAACCAACAAAAGAGAAUGAAAAUAAUUGGGAUUAGGACAAAUCACUUCAUCCUUUUAGUCUAUUUCCUCAUUUGUAUUUUUUAAAAAUUUAAUAAGUACCUGAGAGUGAUUCGAAUUAGGUAGAUAACGGGUGCAGCAGUGAUUUGUAAGCUAUUGAGUGCUAUAUAACUAUUAGGUAUUGUUAAUAUGAUCGUUUAUAUGAAUUGUCCAUCGUGUAUGUCCUAUGGUGUAGCCUAAUAAAAUGACUUUGAAU
Molecule: messenger RNA, 6963 nt
Organism: Choloepus didactylus (southern two-toed sloth)
Lineage: Eukaryota; Metazoa; Chordata; Mammalia; Pilosa; Megalonychidae
Product: zinc finger protein 501-like
Exons: 4
Coding region: 1718-3169 (483 amino acids)
Cellular component (GO): nucleus
Source: RefSeq, a predicted model, not a curated record